This is a messenger RNA of Pollicipes pollicipes, 2463 nucleotides long. RefSeq names its product ATPase family AAA domain-containing protein 2-like. Gene Ontology annotation, biological process: nucleosome assembly; transcription initiation-coupled chromatin remodeling; nucleosome disassembly. Gene Ontology annotation, cellular component: nucleus. The transcript has 12 exons. The coding region runs from base 100 to 2205 and encodes 701 amino acids. Lineage: Eukaryota; Metazoa; Arthropoda; Thecostraca; Pollicipedomorpha; Pollicipedidae. The record is from RefSeq and is a predicted model, not a curated record. Gene Ontology annotation, molecular function: chromatin binding; ATP hydrolysis activity; ATP binding.
CCAAGGUUGGCACCAUGUGAUGGUUUCGGAAGCUUAUGGAAAAUUCAAGUUUCAUUUAAGUUGUCUUGCGGUGGAAUGAUCUGAUUUUUGUGCAACAAAAUGCCCUCACAUUACAAGGACAUAGAUCCAAAUGUAAACGAAGCAAAUAUCCUUGGUUCGACCAGAUCUCGGCGCGGGAGACGAGCAGAUCUGAAGAGUGCCUCCAAGCAGCUGAAGUUGGACGGCGGCAAAAAUGCGCCCCAAAAUCAAAAGAAGCACCAAAAAACGCGCUGCCACACCAAACACCAAUCAAGUUCAAAAAAGAAAAAGAAGCCGACAAUAUCUAAGAAACCACCGGAGCAUCCUGCGGUCAGUAAGAGCGCCACAGACUUGAGCCGGGGCCGGGCUCGGUGUCGGAGCAGCACGCGGAUCGCCUCCUGCAGUCCUCACCCAUCCUCGUACCCGUCCGUGGCGCCGCUCAACUCACUGCCCGGCGCCAAGAAGAGCCGCCGGCGACGGAGGAGCCACGGCUGGUCCAGCAAGAAGCGCAGCCGCAGCCGGUCGGAGGCUCGUCAGCAGGGCUCGGUGGCCGGCCCGAGCCAGCGCGACGACAGCGACGAGCAGCCGCCGAGAACCGUGCAGCCUGUCACGACCGACACUGGCGUGGACUUCAAGGAUGUUGGUGGACUGCAUGAAAACGUUGAGAAACUGAAAGAGAUGAUCGUCUUUCCAUUUCGAUAUCCGGAAGUAUUCAAAAAGUUCGGCUGUCCUCGAGGAGUUCUGUUUUACGGGCCCCCAGGCACCGGGAAAACGCUGGUGGCUCGGGCGCUGGUGCACGAGUUGAGCAAGGGUGCGCAGAAGGUCACAUUUUACUCCCGAAGCGGUUCAGAUAUUCUUUCCAAGUGGUUUGGCGAGAGCGAGUCCAAUCUUCGGGACCUUUUUGAGGCGGCGAAGGCGAACCAGCCGUCGGUGAUCUUCUUCGACGAGCUGGACGCUCUGGCCCCGGCACGGAACUCUCAACAGGACCACGUAUAUACGACCAUCGUGGGUGCCUUGCUGACCCUGCUCGACGGACUGGAAGACCGGCAACAGGUGGUGGUGAUUGGGGCGACGAAUCGGCCCGAUGCCCUGGACAGCGCGCUGCGCCGGCCCGGCAGGUUCGACCGCGAGCUCUUCUUCCCGCCUCCCAACCUGGAGGCCCGGCGGGAGAUCCUGCGUAUCAGCGCCGUGGACGGCUGCUCCGAGCUGGUGACGUGGCUGGCAGAGCGCACGUCCGGCUUCUGCGGCGCCGACAUCGCGCUCCUCAUCCGCGAGGCGUUCCUGUCGGCAGUCAAGGAGGCCUACCCGGCCAUCUACAACACGGCUGUCAGGGUCGACAUCGACCCGACGGUUAAGGUACUGAAGCGACAUUACGAGACGGCACUGGCCAGCUUUCGUCCGUCGGGCGGGCGCAGCAUGCAGGAGUGGCGCGAGGUGGUGCCCGACAUCCUGAAGCCGCUCAUCGACCAGGACCGCUGCCGGCUGGUGGAGGUCAUCUCCAGACGCUGCCCCUGGCUGCUGCCCAACAAAGUGAAGCGCGGGGAGAUCUGCUCACAAAUGCGAGUCCUCAUCUGCCCGGACGAGCGGUACCCGGAGGACGCCGAGUACGUGAGCAAGUCCGUGCUGGCCGCCUUCGCCGACUGCAACAUCUGGACCAUGGACGACGCGUACGUCAUGUCGCUGACGUGCGUGGACGUUAUGCAGCUGCUCUCGGAGCGCAUCCAUGACGUAGGCCGACACCGGUCGCCAACCGUGCUUUACAUGCCACGGCUCGAGGAGCUGGAGGAGGCACUCCAGCUGCGCGUCGGCACCGGCCUGGACCGUCUGCUGGGCAUGCUGCCGCGCUGGGCGCCGCUGCUGGUCGUGCUGACCAGCGUACAGCCGUACGCCGGGCUGGCCGAGCACCACCAGACGGCGUUGGCCACGGCGCACCUCCACAAGGCGGUGCGGCCGGACCAGCCGCAGCGGUACGCCUUCUUCUCCACCCUGCUGGACCACGGUCGGGGUCUGUCGGAGCGCAGCAUUGACCAGCUGGUGCAGCUGACGCGCGGCUGGAGCGUCCAGGAGCUGGGCCAGCUGAGCGUGCGCGUCUCGCAGAUCCGCUCCGAGAGCAAACACACGCCCUCCGUCGCCAGCCUGAUCAAGGAGCUGACCAUCGAGCGGGAACUAGUCAGCAAGCGAGCGUGAGCCUACGAAGCCAAUCAGCAGGCAUUUACUGCAGGCUUGGGCCGCAGGCGACUUCUAUCUGUCACUUCCGUCCGUCGCUGGACCAACGCCUGUCGUCACACUAACGGCCGCGUGUAACUCGCACAAAAUGAGCGUGUGUGCUGUGGUACUCUUGUUCAUAUGACGUAUGGAACAGAACGCAGCGGUGCCAUUUGUUUCUGUUCGUGGAUCUGAUGGAAGCUAAACGUCCGUUUUGUUAUACGAUUUGUAAGUCAAAAC